This is a messenger RNA of Dovyalis caffra, 291 nucleotides long. Lineage: Eukaryota; Viridiplantae; Streptophyta; Magnoliopsida; Malpighiales; Salicaceae. The record is from the annotation of a GenBank genome assembly.
AUGGGAAGAAGUUGGGAGCGAGUCUUACGAGGAGUGGAGCAAGAUGGAAAUAAUGUUGUGCGAGGGAGAAAGCGGAAAUUUAUGCAGACGGUAGCUGAAGGGCAAUGGCUGGAGGGCCGGCAAAUAGAGAGGAAACAAAGGAGGAGAGAAAUGAAAGCGGGAUUUAGAGGAUUUUCUCUACGUAACAGAAGCACCGCAACGGCUCAAACCAAAGGCCUCGCCUCCAAACAUCAUCAUUUUCUCCGCCGCAGAAUGGCCAUCAUCACGGCCACCGUGAAACGCUCCCGCUGA